AUGGGUGACUUCAAUAACGAUACUUGGCUAGAUAUUGCUGUUGUCAAUUAUGCUGCUAACAUUGUAGCAAUCUAUUUUGGAUCUGACAAUGGCACUGUGGCAAGUCCAGUCAAGUAUUCUACCGGUAUUGACUCUGCUCCGUACAUGAUUGCUGUUGGUGAUUUCGACAACGAUCAUCGACUGGAUGUUGCCAUCGCGAAUUUCGGUACAAACAGCGUUGUUGUACUUCUUAGGUUUCAAGAUGGGUCUUUUGCGAACCAAACAGUGCUCUCAGUUGCAUCAUCUCGUCCUGUUUGGGUUCAUGUAGCAGAUCUCAACAAUGACGCAGCACUAGAUAUUGUUACCGUCAACUAUGGCACUCACAGCAUAAGUAUAUUUUUUGGAUAUGGAAAUGGAAGCUUUUCAAUCCCGAACAGUUAUUCUACAGGCUAUGAUUCUUUUCCAUCUGCAGUUGUUAGUGGGGAUUUCAACAGCGACAAACAGAUGGAUCUUGCUAUCACCAAUUAUGGCACAAACAACGUCGGUAUAAUGCUUAGUAAUGGUAAUGGUAAUUUCGCAAAUCAGAUCACAUUUUCAACUGGCCCACAUUCCCAUCCAUAUUCGAUUGCCGUUGGUUAUUUAAACGAAGACGCCAUACUAGAUAUUGCCAUCGCUAAUUCUGGAAAUAACAGUGUAGGUGUACUUCUGGGUCACGACAAUGGAAAUUUUAUGAGUCAAACGACAUAUUCCCUCAGCGCUGCUUCUCCAUAUUCUAUUGGCAUUGGUGACUUCAACAACGAUAACCGAAUGGAUUUAAUCGUCACUAAUAAUGGCACUCACAAUAUAGCUCUACUUGUCGGAUAUGGUAACGGCACCUUUGCAAACCCAAAAAUGUAUUCAACUGGAUCUUCUUCAUCUAUCUCCGUCGCCAUAGGUGAUUUAAACAAAGAUAAUCGUUCAGACAUUGUUGUCAUUAACAAUGACACCAGCACCAUAGGUAUCAUGCUUGGUUAUGACGAAUUUUUUCCAAUUCAAACGGCAUAUACAACUGGCUCUUACCCAUACUUUGUAGCUGUUGGUGAUUUCAAUAACGACAGCCGAUUGGAUAUCGUUGUUGCUAAUCUAGCUGACGGUAGUGUAGGUGUUCUUGUUGGAUAUGUCAAUGGCUCUUUUUCAAAUCAAAUGACAUAUUCAACUGGCUCUUACCCAUACUCUAUAGCUGUUGGUGAUUUUAAUAACGACACCCGGUUGGAUAUCGUCGUCGCUAAUUCUGGUGAUAACACUGUAAGUGUUCUUCUCGGAUAUGGUAAUGGCUCUUUUGCCAAUCAAAUGACAUAUUCAACUGGCUCUAAACCAUACUCUGUAGCUGUUAGUGAUUUUAAUAACGACAUCCGACUGGAUAUCGUCGUGGCUAAUUUCAAGGACCACACUGUAAGUGUCCUUCUCGGACUUGGAAAUGGCUCUUUUGCAAAUCAAAUGACCUAUUCAACUGGUAUUGGCCCAUUUUCUGUAGCUGUCGGUGAUUUUAACAACGACACCCAAUUAGAUAUCAUCAUUGUUAAUUCUGGUGAUAACACUGUAAGUGUCCUUCUCGGACAUAGCAAUGGCUCUUUUGCAAAUCAAAUGACAUAUUCAACUGGCUCUGGGCCACAGUUAGUAGUUGUUAAUGACUUAAAUAACGACAACCAAUUGGACAUUAUCGUCACUAAUUAUUUUGACCACACUGUAAGUGUUCUUCUCGGACAU
This is a messenger RNA of Rotaria sp. Silwood2, 1725 nucleotides long. NCBI's taxonomy places the organism in Eukaryota, Metazoa, Rotifera, Eurotatoria, Philodinida, Philodinidae. The record is from the annotation of a GenBank genome assembly.